Molecule: messenger RNA, 158 nt
Organism: Penicillium egyptiacum
Lineage: Eukaryota; Fungi; Ascomycota; Eurotiomycetes; Eurotiales; Aspergillaceae
Source: the annotation of a GenBank genome assembly
CCUGAUCCGAGGUCAACCUAUAGAAGUUUGGGUUGAUCGGCAAGCGCCGGCCGGGCCUACAGAGCGGGUGACAAAGCCCCAUACGCUCGAGGACCGGACGCGGUGCCGCCGCUGCCUUUCGGGCCCGUCCCCCGGGAUCGGAGGACGGGGCCCAACAC